CUUCCGAGGCAGACGCGGAAGUGCAGGAGGCGCCUGGAGUCGGUUCGGUUACCUGGGUCGCCUGGCCUAUCCAGGCGCCUGGUGAACCUUCCAGAGAGGUCGUUUUUUAGAGGGCCCCUCCCGCCAGCCCAGCCCAGACCAAGCCGGCACUGAGGGCCGCUCCUCAGCGGAAGGGCCGAUGCAGGCCGCGCCCUGGAGCCCCCAUAGCGGGGCCGGACCAUGAGCCUGCUGGGCAGCCUGGCCUCCUCGCCGCGAGACCCGCUGCAGUCCAGCAAGGCCAGGAUGAAAAAGCUCCCGAAGAAGAGCCAGAACGAAAAGUACCGGCUCAAGUACCUGCGGCUGCGCAGAGCGGCGAAAGCCACGGUGUUUGAAAAUGCUGCUAUUUGUGAUGAAAUUGCUCGUCUUGAGGAAAAAUUUCUUAAAGCAAAAGAAGAGAGACGGUACUUGCUAAAGAAGCUCCUCCAGCUACAGGCCUUAACUGAAGGGGACGUACAGGCUGCAGCUCCUUCCCACAGCUCCAGUUUGCCUCUGACUUACAGUGUGGCCAGCUCUGUGGGAACCCUCCAGGGAGCUGGGCCAGUUUCUGGGCCGAGCACUGGGGCUGAGGAACCAUUUGGGAAGAAAUCCAAGAAGGAGAAAAAAGAAAAAGGCAAAGAGAACAACAAACUGGAAGUUCUGAAGAAAACAUCCAAGAAAAAGAAAAUGGAGGCAGGUGCUCGCAAGCCGGUUCAGCCCAUUGCCCUGGACCCCUCAGGACGGCCUGUGUUCCCCAUCGGACUGGGGGGCCUAACAGUGUAUAGCCUGGGGGAGAUCAUCACCGACCGACCUGGCUUCCAUGACGAGACUGCCAUCUACCCUGUGGGCUACUGCAGCACUCGGGUCUAUGCCAGCAUGCGGAGUCCGGACCAGGAAUGUCUGUACACCUGUCAGAUCAAGGACGGUGGCACACAGCCUCAGUUUGAAAUUGUUCCUGAAGACGACCCCCAGAAUGCUAUCAUCAGCUCCUCUGCUGAUGCCUGUCACGCAGAGCUACUCAAGACCAUCAGCGCGGCUAUGGGAAAACUAAUACCCAACCUGCAUCCGUCUGGAGCUGACUUUUUUGGGUUUUCUCAUCCAACCAUCCACAACCUGAUCCAGAGUUGUCCAGGAGCUCGAAAAUGUGUCAAUUACCAGUGGGUGAAGUUUGAUGUGUGCAAACCUGGAGACAGCCCCCCACCACAAGAACAGCUAGAGAAUGACAUAGCUACAAGCUUUGAAGCCUUUCAGAGAUACACCUUCGAUGAAGAUCAUAGUGAUCCCAUUCUACAAGGAUCCUUGGACCUCCCGGAGCUUCAGCCUACCGCCUUUGUGUCUUCUUACCAACCCAUGUUCCUGACCCAUGAACCCUUGGUAGAUGCUCACCUACAGCACCUGAAGUCUCCAUCACCGUGUAGCCCAUCUCAGUCUUCAGAUUGAAGUAAAAGGGAUCGAUACCACAUCUUUCUCAUCAGGAUGGGUAUUUUGGCUUAAUUAGAUUAUAUAGAAGAAGGCAGCAACUCAGGAGUGAAGAAGAUAGUAAAUUAACACAUUUUGUCGCAGAGGUUCCCAUGGUGACAGCUUUCCUGGGAAAAACUUCAACUUGGUUUUAUUUUUAGUAAUAAAUUUCUGAUGACAGUUCUGCUUAUUUUCAUCUUGUCAUCACGAUAUAAUCAGAAUUUUACACCUUCUGACAACCCUCCACCCUUGAUCUAAGCCUGGGUCGUUGACUGUCUCAGCCCCUGCAGCCAGCUGGUACUUUAUCUUCAUGUCAGUGUAAUCAGAAUCAGAUCCUACUCAUCCCCAAGCUGGAAGGUCCAGUCCAAGGCCCACUAUUCAUCUUCUUCACAUUUUACAAAAGGAUGUAAAAAAUCAUCUCUAGCCUUGUCUACAUCCCCUCUGUGGCUCCGCUUAAUGCAUUGGAGCCACACACUAACACAAAUAACAUGAUUGGUUCCCAUCCUCCAUAACAGACUCACCCCAUCAGUUCAUUAGUUGUAUAGUAACACUGCAUUCUAUAUAACAGAAUUUUCUGGACUCCACUUAGAGCAUUAAGGUAGAGGCUUACCCUAUCACUGAAGCCCAGCCAGUUCACCUCCACCGUACCUUGUGUGAUGAUUCACUCUCAAUCAGCUAGGAACCAGCGCUGGCUGGAAUGGAAGGAACCAAAGGAGGCCAGACAUAGAAGGAUGGGGAAGGAAUGGUGAGAACUGGGUUGUCACUGUGCUACAAUCCAUAGCCACUAAUGGAGAAAACAAACAGGAGGCCUGGCAUUUUAAUGGACUGUAUCUGGACAGCCGAGGGAUGGAUCAAAUGCAGCCUUUAGAGCACAUUACACUGGCUACCAUAACGUAUCAGAAGCGAAAGUGACUAAUGUUGAUUUUAUGACUUAAUUAUGGUCUUACAAGUUUGUAUAACUUUUACAGUGCAAAAAUAUAAUAAAAUAUGGAUAAUAGCAAAUCAGGGAUAGAAAGGAGGUCACUCAGAACUGUUGGAUGUUUUUCAUUUUUCUUGUCUACAUCAGAUGCCAGAACCCAUUUGCACUUAACACAGAAAUGGUAUCUGCUGCUUUUAGCACAUAACCUGUAUCUUUUCAUUCUGUUACAGCCCAAGUUAAUUACAAGUUCACAGUGAGCUUCAUUUUAAGAAAGAUAUUAAAAAGUUUUUAUAAGGUAGUGCAUGAAGUGAAGUGAAAGUCACUCAGUCGUGUCCAACUCUUUGCAACUCCAUGGACUGUACAGUCCAUGGAAUUCUCUAGGCCAAAAUACUGGAAUGGGUAGCCUUUCCCUUCUCCAGGGGAUCUUCCCAACCCAGGGAUGGAACUCAGGUCUCCCACACUGCAGGCAGAUUCUCUACCAGCUGAGCCACAGGGGAGCCCAUAAGUCAGUGCAUGGUUUACUUCAAUAAGCAUUCAUUUGUAGCUUCCCCAGAAGUGUUUUUCAGACUACAAAUCUCAGCCUUGUUUGUUGUUUUCAACUUUGGCAGUCAAGACCCACAUCUUUUAAAAUUAAGUUCGAAGACAGAACAUACUGGGAUGCAUCACAUGCUGAAAGGUUGAAUUCAACUAUAUUGUGUAUAUAGGUGUUUAUCUCCCAUUCACACAGUACACAUGGGGAUAUGUGGAAUGAUCCAAAGUGUUUUUACUAUGAAUUGUUGUUUUAAAUAACUUGAAAAAAAUACUGUUCUAGCUAUACACUUAAAUUUUUUUUUCAUCUAUUGGAUUGUUAAAGAUUUCUUAACUCUGACAGUAUUCAAUGUUGGUGAGAAUAGGGGGGAAAUAUGGGACUCUACCUUGGUGGGAAUGUCAACUGUUGAAUCCUUUGGAAGGGUUAAGCUGUAGGUAUUAAAAUGUUAAACGUAUUUAUCCUUAAACUUGUUAGUUCACAUUAAGGACCCUAAGAGAUUAAGUGCAGAAUGAUGUUGUCAUGUAACAGUUAUCACAGUUUAAAACCCUCUGUGCCCAUUCAUGGCAAAUUGGUUAAAGUAUGGGGCACCCACAGACUAAAGCAAAUGAAAUCUCUUU
Budorcas taxicolor (takin) is the source of this 3538-nucleotide messenger RNA. It is a transcript of the gene FYRD1, whose product is annotated as transforming growth factor beta regulator 1. The record is from RefSeq and is a predicted model, not a curated record. Bases 220 to 1455 code for a protein of 411 amino acids. Gene Ontology annotation, cellular component: nucleus. Gene Ontology annotation, biological process: regulation of cell cycle. Lineage: Eukaryota; Metazoa; Chordata; Mammalia; Artiodactyla; Bovidae. The transcript is spliced from 9 exons.